Messenger RNA from Bemisia tabaci, 6193 nucleotides. RefSeq names its product NADP-dependent malic enzyme. Gene Ontology annotation, cellular component: mitochondrion. The record is from RefSeq and is a predicted model, not a curated record. Lineage: Eukaryota; Metazoa; Arthropoda; Insecta; Hemiptera; Aleyrodidae. Gene Ontology annotation, biological process: pyruvate metabolic process; malate metabolic process. Gene Ontology annotation, molecular function: NAD binding; malate dehydrogenase (decarboxylating) (NADP+) activity.
CAAGUACUCAGCUGUUCGGUAACCAAGGCUAACGAUUGUAGUCCCCUGCUUCUCUCGCCAAAUUCGUUCGUUACGCGAACGAAAAACCGCUACGUACGCCCGAAUUCGUCAAUGGUUUUUAGAUUUCAGUAACCGUUAGUGUCGGAAUUUAGAGUCGGCUGUAGUAUUUGUGAAUUUCAGCCAAAAUGAUAACAAUUGUACCGAAGACCAUUCAGGUCACUGGGCUAAGUAGUCCUGUCCGAGGAGCUGCCAAGAAAGCUUUGUUGGCAAAACUUAAUAAAUUGACGGUCAGUUCCUCUAACAUAGAACAGAAAGCAUCUUACCAUGAAGUUACCGGUGACAUCAUUUGUCCGUCAAUGGUCCAGGGAAUCGACCAUAUUCGAGACCCUCGACUUAACAAGGGUUUGGCUUUUACUCUAGAAGAACGGCAAGCUUUAGGAAUUCAUGGAUUAAUGCCUGGUCGCUUCAAAACUCAAGAACAGCAGCUAGAAGUUUGUCGUUUUAGUGUUAUGAAAUACCAAGAAGAUCUCAAUCGUUUCCUGUACCUCUCUGAAUUACAGGAUCGAAACGAACGAUUGUUUUUCCGACUAUUGUCAGAAAAUGUUGAGACACUCAUGCCAAUUGUCUACACCCCUACUGUUGGUCUGGCUUGUCAGAAGUUUGGACUGAUCUAUAGAAGACCGAGGGGGCUUUUUAUCACGAUUAAUGAUAAAGGACACUGCUUUGAUCUCCUUAAAAACUGGCCGGAACCAGAUGUACGAGCUAUAGUUGUGACUGAUGGUGAGCGCAUUCUUGGUCUUGGGGACUUAGGUGCAUGCGGUAUGGGUAUUCCGGUCGGAAAGCUCUCAUUGUAUACCGCCCUCGCCGGCAUCAAGCCACAUCAGUGUCUACCUAUCACUCUUGAUGUUGGCACCAACAACGAAAAGCUCCUCAACGACCCACUUUACAUUGGUCUCCGGCAGAAGCGUGUUUUCGGGCCAGAAUACGAUGAGCUUGUCGACGAAUUCAUGGAGGCUGUUGUCAAACGCUAUGGUCAAAAUACACUCAUUCAGUUUGAAGACUUUGGAAACCAUAAUGCAUUCCGCUUCCUCGACAAGUACCGAGACAAGUAUUGUACUUUCAAUGAUGACAUUCAAGGAACAGCUGCAGUUGCCGUUGCAGGACUCUACGCUUCUCGAAGAAUUACUGGCAAAAAAAUGUCAGAUUGUAAAUACUUGUUCUUAGGUGCUGGAGAAGCUGCGUUAGGUAUUGCCAACUUGUGCGUUAAAGCCAUGCAGACUGAGGGCUCAACUAUACAGGAGGCAAGAGAUAAAAUUUGGAUGAUGGAUAUUGAUGGAUUAUUGGUAAAAGAUCGUCCAGAAGGAGGCCUCCAUGGUUAUAAACAGUUCUUCGCCAAGGACCACAAAGUUAUGAAAAAUCUAGCCGAUGUAGUCAAAGAAAUUCAACCAUCAAUAUUAAUUGGUGCAUCCGCUGCAGGUGGUGCUUUCACGCCAGAAGUCUUAAGUGAUAUGGGAAAGUUCAACGAACGUCCCAUCAUUUUUGCUCUGAGUAACCCAACCAGCAAAGCUGAAUGUACCGCUGAGCAAGCGUACACCCAUACUGAAGGUAGAUGUAUUUUUGCCAGUGGCUCACCAUUCCCACCAGUUGAGUACAAUGGAAAGAAGUUCUUCCCUGGUCAGGGCAACAAUGCAUACAUCUUCCCAGGAGUAGCUCUUGGUGUUAUUGCUGGUGGUUUACACCAUAUUACUGAGGAUCUUUUCCUGAUCUCUGCUCAAGUUGUUUCGGAUUAUGUGACGGAAGAAGAUAUCUCAAAGGGUAGUUUAUACCCUCCAUUGGGUAAAAUCAAGGAAUGCUCCGUAGAAAUCGCUGAAAAAAUUGUGACCUAUGCAUACAGUAAAGGUACUGCCUCUCAUUACCCUGAACCAGCUAACAAGCGAGCUUACAUUGAAAGUCUAAUGUAUAACUACAACUAUGACUGCCCUCUUCCAGCAACGUACCCAUGGCCAAAGGAGGCUUCAGAGCCAGUCAUGGAAACUGAAGCUCUCCAUGGAACGAGUGGAGAACACUUAAAAACACCAGAAAAGUUUUUCAAAACUUAAAAUGUUAUCUUAAAAUCUUAAAACGAUCAUAGUUUUCAAAACUAGCAAAUCACUUGUUCUGUGUGUACUGUUAUUCGAGUACUUUGUUUAUCUAGUCUAACUAAUCGAUUAAUUAAUUUAAAGUAAGAAUCUUAAUGUCUAGUUGGUACCCUUGCUUCUUGGUUUGUAGUCCAUGUCCGAAAUAUUCCUCUUUCAAAACACUUACCAACCGUACCAAUUUAAACACUAGAAGAAAAUUGUUUCCUUCUUCUUUCAGUUACUUAGGUCUGAAAUCUUAAAUCUUAAUCCCUCCUUUAAGAGAUCUAACUCGUAUCUCUUAUUUUUGAAACGAACAAAUCAAAUGAAGACUUUGCCUUUUGUUAAGUCAGGCUUGAAAAAAUUCAUGUCGGCGUUUUUUCCCCCAAUGGAAAUAUAUUUCUGCUCAUCAGUUUAGAGAAAAUGAUGAGAUUCAUUUGUCAUUUCUAGUAUUUCAUUUUGAUGGCUACUGAACCUAGCAGUGGCAACUUAAAUUUACCUUUCGAUCUUAAACUUUUAUUUAUUUUAUCAAGAUACCAUCUCGACAAUUGUACUUUCCUUUCUUUCUCAUCCCAUCUCUUCCAUCAUUCUAGCAACUGCCAUCAAACAAUGACCACUGAUUUUCUUUGCAAUUUUUUGUGACUCAGAAUUUUUAAAUUGUUGACUAUUAUUACUUGAUCUCAAAUCUCAAUCUUGUCCACAAAUCGCAUUCUCCAUAAUUCGCUGAAGCCCACUGUCUAAAAUAUCUUUUGCGAUGGUAAAGGUAACUUGUUCUAAAGAAGGUGCCUCUUGGGAUUUGCUCUUUUAAGAGUUUAGAUCCAGAAUUAAUUGCAGUUUCAACAACCAGUGGCAAUGAUCGUUUCACAUGUUUUGAUAACCAAGUUUGCUGUUAAAUUAGGAGAUCUCUCCUUUUUAGCUCUCUAAACAUGCCAUUACUUUAUUUCAUAAUUACGCUAGUACAUUUUAUGUAUUAAAGCUUUUCAUUGCCUCAAAUAUUAAUGACCCCAAUUCAUUAUAGAACUAUGGGUGCCUUUGAAGAUUUUACAUAUAUGAUGUUAUCGGACUUAAGUUUAAAUAGUGUCCAAAUUUUUCCCAGCGUCAUCUGAAAGAUUUAAUCUCUUACUUAUUUCCUCUCUUUAUUUUAAAAGAAACCAUCAUAAUAUGCCUCUCAUCUUAUGCUAAGUAUUUAAAAAUUGAAUUCUGUUUCAAAAUGUGUGAAUAUAUUUCUCUGCCCAUGAGAAUGACCAAAUAUGAGGCUAUUUUAUAUAGUUUAGGUAUUUGAUGUUAACAUGUCAUGGGGUUUCAUGAGUCUUUAAUAACUUCACAGUUCAUACUGAAACAUUUUCUAAUGCCAGUCAGUUGGAUCAGCUGCAUUGCUAGAAUAUCGACAAAGUCAGUUUUCCCUUUCAAUAAAAGUGAAGCAAUUCACAAUUUUCGAGGAAAGAUUCCCUGAUGUCAACUUAAAGUUGCGAAGGAAAGUUACCAGUUAUACUUCUCCAGUUGGAUUUUUCUGUGAGAUCAGAGUAUUUAUUUUUGUAUAAUUUAUUUUUCAUACUUAAUUGUGUUAAUAUUGUGAAUAAACUGUAACAAUUGUACAUUAUGAACUAGGGAUGAGUUUUCCUUAAGGGAAGUAAGUUCAAAUGACUGGACCGGUUAGGCUAAUUCUAGAGUGAAUUUGAACCCAUUUUGGUUUUUGAAAGAAUCACUCAAUCUAGAUUCUAAUUCUUGUUUUUAUCUGGAAAUCAGACGGUCUCUGAAGGACAAGUUUGUGUCCUUAAUUUCUUCAUUCGAAUUUGUGUAUUUUAUGAAAUGAUUUGAUCAUAGUUCCUUUGUUUUUAUGUAACACUGAUGCUCUCGGAGCGCUGUGUGACCGAUAGAUUUGCUUUACUGGUCAAUUAUUGUCAGUAUUCUCCGACAUACCAAGAAGAAAAUUUUGGUUUGUGGGACAUUAUUAGCUCAUAUUCUCUCACUUCUGUUUUGGGCAACCUAGAACUGUAGAUCACGUCUCACUUAAUUUAAGUUGUUAGAAUGUGUCACUAAAUUUUUCCUUCUCCAAUUUUGUAAGGAUUUUAUCCUUAUCAAACACCAAGAAUAUUUGAAAAGCAAGUUAAACUUAACCCAAAAUAUUCCUCUUUUCUCUCAAAUUUAACAAAAAAAAAAUCAAAUAUUGUGGAUUUAAGUUUGGAAAGUGCUUUGUUCCCUCAUUUGCAGUCCUCUAUGUAAAUGUACCUAAUUGAUCUGCAGGGCAUAGCGGGGAAAGACCUUGCAAAAUUAUUUAUGAUUUUAAGUUUUUAUGCGUAUCAAGCAAUUCUUUUAUAAUUUCCUCAAAAAAGACAAACAUUAAAUGAUUCUUCAGUGAACCUUGCCUUUGCCUCAUGACAUUCUAACUUACAGUUAUACCAUUUUAAUUUUAAGUUACCACCUUUUCACCUAUUUCAAGGAGGCUCUUUUUAAAUUGUUGAACAAUACUACUGUGAAAUUUCAUACCGCAUUAUGAAAAAUCUUUCUUCUUGUACGAUACUAUCCAUUUCUUGUUAUGCAAAUUUGAAAAUGUUACUUUUCUAAGAGCUUUUCGAAGUUUUCUAUUUAUAUUUCAGCACUUGUUCAAAGUAGCAAAUUUCAGCAGUUACAUACCAUUUUAAGGAGGUUGAAGUUUUACCUUUUCUUGAACUCAAAUUAAUUUUUACAUUUCUGUAGGAGGGAAAAAUUGUAAUGUUAAUUCUUCUUUUCGUCAGUUUUCCAAUGCAAUCAAUGUCUGCAAUUGUGCCAAUUUUAUUCUUUUUCCAGAAAAUUUGUCAGAAAGAUUUUCCCUAGGGAACUCGACAUUUUUUCAUCGCUUUGAGUUUCCUAUACACUUGUUAUCAAAAGGAGUGCAAUUUUUUUUAAUCAUUCAACCUCCUCUGCUCUCUAUGUUCAAUAAAUGGAGGGUAGCAACUCAGUUUAGGUGUUUAAAUUGAAGUUCUUUUCAUUUCAGCAGAAACAUGCUGAGUCUCUCUCAUGUGAAAAAAGGAAUCAAUUUGAUUGUUUUGACAUCAAUUGUGACUUGCUAAACAGUAGUAAAACUUGUGUCCUCAUAUUUUAAAACGGAAAUCCUCACCUCAUUCUGAACUUAUAAACUCCUCAAAUCAAACGGCUGGAUGUUACAUACAGAAUUGUCAUAAAUAGGGAGGUUUCAAUGUUUCAUCAUCUUUAAAGUUUUCUUAUUUCUCUGAGCAACUCUCUGUUACUUCUCUUACUUUUUGAAUCUAAUGGUUUACAGUGUUACUAUUAGUUUUCAUGUAAGAAAAUUGAAAUGAAAUUGUCAAAAAGAAAAAAAAUUGUCUCUGUUGAGGUAUGAUCAAACAAACAAUGUGUUUUUAGUUUUAUGAUUUAAUAGUUAAUUUUAGCUCUUUGAACCCCUCUUAUGUACGUCUUUUUCCGUAUUUAUGGGGCAGCCAAACAGGUGCUUGAAAGUAAGAUUUAUUUUCUUUUCGAAAAUGAAAUUUCAAAGAAAAAUCAUGUAAAUUCUUUUUUGCUAUCACAGCAGUUAUCAGUCGCUUUGUGUCUGUUUUCUUUUUUGAAUCCUCUCAGAGGCGAAUAUUGUGCUUGAUUUAUUCUAAUGAUCUACAUUUUUCAAUACCAUUUGAAUGGAAAGAGUACCAGUGUUUUUGAAAAACAGUAUUAAUAUUGUUCUUGUGUUCAAUAUAUUUUAAAAACAAAAAUCAAACACUCAGCUUGUCAUAUUCAUUUCUACGAAGAAUUAUUUUCCAGGCAUUUUGAAAUGUUUACCUUACUAUCAAUUCUCUUCAUCUUUCAAAUUUUUUCAUGUGAUAAAAACCCGUGUUGAGUUUUUUUUUCUUUGUUUUGUUAUUUUUAGGGUGCAUUUAAUGCGAGCCUGAAUUCGUGUGAUACAAACCGCUUCUUUUUGAAAGAUUUGUCCUACGUAGGUAGUAAUUAUUGAGUUUUUGUUUUAAAUCUCAUACUUGAUGUAACUAUCACAUUUCAAGUGUUUCAUUUCAUUGUCAUCAAAACGAAUGAGACAUCCAUUUCGUGAUUUGAUUUUUGCUUGACCACCGAAUAUAAACUAUUUGUCAUCUAAA